Messenger RNA from Aspergillus calidoustus, 561 nucleotides. The record is from the annotation of a GenBank genome assembly. Lineage: Eukaryota; Fungi; Ascomycota; Eurotiomycetes; Eurotiales; Aspergillaceae.
AUGAUCUUUGCCAAGCUCUCCCUCGCCGCAGCCCUUGCCUUGGGCGCAUCUGCUCUCCCGCAAGGCUCCCAGUCCACCACCACCAGCUCUGCAACGCCCAGCAGCAGCAGCACCCCCACCCCUUCCGGAGGAGGCGGCGGCAUCACCAUCGUGAACAACCUCAACACAACCGUCCACCUCUGGUCCACAUCCUCCACCUCAGGCUCCAAUGACAUGAAAUCCCUAACGGCCGGAGGCGGAAGCUCCACUGAGACCUGGCAAACCACCUCCGACGGCGGCUUCUCGAUCAAAAUGUCCACGACCCAGGACCAGAGCAGUGUGCUGCAGUUCGAGUACACCAACUCGGGCGACGAACUGUACUGGGAUCUGUCAUCCAUUGACCUUGACAAGGACUCGGCGUUUGUCAAGGGCGGGUUUUCGGCCACCGCUGAUGAUGACAGCUGCGCCGCUCUUACUUGUGCUGCGGGGGAUGCCGACUGUGCUGCUUCGUACCAGAAGCCUGAUGAUAAGAAUACCCAUAGUUGCUCGUCUACCGCGGCCAUCACUCUGACCUUGGGUUGA